Anopheles merus is the source of this 2066-nucleotide messenger RNA. RefSeq names its product probable RNA polymerase II nuclear localization protein SLC7A6OS (gene fs(2)ltoPP43). Gene Ontology annotation, biological process: developmental process. Lineage: Eukaryota; Metazoa; Arthropoda; Insecta; Diptera; Culicidae. The coding region runs from base 292 to 1449 and encodes 385 amino acids. The record is from RefSeq and is a predicted model, not a curated record. The transcript has 5 exons.
UGUCAUUCGCUGCCCAGCGCUGUCAACAAAAACGCGUCUCUUUCAGUCUGUGUCUUCGUCUGCCUCUUUGUUUGCUGCACAAUUGGUCAGAAAAAUAUUUUGCAUUUAAUCCACCCAUCGUGCUCGAAAGGAAGAGGCGAAGCAGCAGUGCCCUUGCAGGCUGUAUUUUUUCCUAACCUGCAAAAGUUGCCCGUUUUGCUGCAGCAUCCAUCCGUGCUUUUGGCAUACAAAAAAGUGCUCUACUCCACGCAACAACCAGCGGCCAGCAGAAUAACGAGCAGAAGCAACGGUAUGGCAACCGUGAUACGACUGAAGAGACGCGUGGAUGAAGAUCCGCUGAACGCAUUUGUGCUGAACUGCAAGCGGCAGCGUGUGGACGGUGCGACGGCAGGCGAAGAAGACCCCAAUGCAAACGGGGCGGCGGCAGGCACUUCGACGAUUCUAAAGUUUGCUGGCACAUUCACAAAGGCUGAAGGUAUCGCGUCGCACAUACAAAACAUACACAAAGAUCAAGCGAAAGAUGCCCUGUCCCGGGUGCACCGGCCCAACAUUACCUCGCGCAACCGGCUGGCCACGAAACAGACCGCACAGAACAGCCGAUUCAAGAUCGUCAACUGUACGCGCUCCAUCACGAACGUGGAACCGAGCGAACCGAGCGACAACAAUGCGCUACCGCUCACGACCACGAUCGUUGACGUCGAGCGGGAAGUGGCCCGUCUGGGGGAAGGCACUGGAGCGGCAGCAGCAGCAGAAGUACCACCACAACAACAUAGUAGUCUGCCCGCGUUGUCAGGGGUAACGCCCGAUAUCGUUCAUUCGGCGAUGGGCAACGGGACUGCGGCGCUGCCGGAAGACCAGAUGCCCUACUUUUACGAGAACGGCGUACACUACGUGUACGAUCUGUACGUGGCCGACGCGAGCCAGAAUGUAACGCACAUCCCGUACUACACCGACAAUCUGGACGAUCUCAGCGUCAUGGUGUGCGACGAUCCACUGUACGCGUGCCACCGGGGUCUCGAUUCGGACGAUUCGAGCGACGCGGAUUCGGAAGACUCGAACGCGGAGAACGACUGGCGCAACGACUACCCGGACGAGGACGAGGACGGUCUGGCGGACGGUGCCAGUGUGGGCGAGGACGAUAUGGUGCGGGCGGUGGAGGAUCUCGAUUUAGAUGGAGAACGGGAACUAUCCUCGGAUGAGGACUACGUGCGGUACGACGAGAACGAGGAGGACGGCUUCGCUUACCCACGGCACGAUGGGGUACUGUACACGGACGAGGAGGACGAUUCGGACAGCGAGGCGGAGGGCAUCAAUCGGGAGGAUGUGCGACGGUACGGGACGGCCUAUGCGCGCUACAAGGCACGCAUCUUGCGCGAAGAGAAACGUGAUCAAGCAGCGGGCAGUAGCAGCAGCAGCUCUAGCACGGAGGAUUUGAAUCUGUACGAUUAAAUGCCGUUGCGUGUGUGAGUGUGUGUACGGUGGGAAUGAAGGGUGGUAGUAACUCAUGGUGAUGUUGAGGGGGUGCUACCGGCCGGCGCCGCAUAGUUUGUAUGCUCCGUGCCGGGGGAGGAAGAAUCAUGCUGUCCAUCAUAGUGCUAGCGUGCUCACUUUCCAUUCAAACGAUCGACAGUUCAGAUCUCGUCGCUUGUAUUCUUUGAAUAUGUGCUGCAUUUAUUAUGUGUUCUCAAAAUAAGAGAGUGAUUCCGUGUGUUUCCUAUUUCUCUUGUAAAGACUAAUGUGUCUUGCAUGUAAAAUAUAAAUAUUUCCCCCCAACCUUUACCUCAAAAAAAUAUUCAAGAGUGUGUUAUAUCUUCUUCCCUCACACACCUCCUUCUCCUACUUUGCUGCAUGCUUUAUCAAAUUUUCCUCUAAAUUCCAUAACUUUAACCUUGUUAGUUCCCUUUCCUAAGCCCCCAGGGACUUGUGUUGUGGGGGGGGGGGGGGACUCUCACCUCUCUACACACAUAUUCCCUUAUUCCUCAUGCUUUGGAAAGUACAAACAAACGUCACAAGGUAGAUCAUUCGGACAAUAUGGUUCACCCCAUUCCAUUCGCUUUCAAGAAAAA